GACCCGGACCCUGACCCCGACCCAGAUCCCGCCACCCGCCACCCGCCCGAGGUCCUCGCCCAGGUCCGCGGUCGCCCCCGCGCGCACUCCCACCCGGUGUGGAGAUGCGUCCUCUGCGACCAGGGGGACAGUGUCGCUGAUAGAGGCUCACGCUCCCCGCUCCGUCCGGCCCUCCCGUCCCUCUCCGCCAGGAGAAUUGGCCUUGCCUCCCAGCUCCUUCGGGCUCCGCCGCGAGGUCCUGCGUCAGCAGUGCGACCCAGCAUGCUGUCAGAGACACCCCACGCAGAGGGCAGGUCUGCGGCGUGCCCGCACCUCCCGGGGGUGCGUACAGGGGACAAGGAGCGCCUGUGGGUCCCGCCUGAUACCCUGAGCAGAUGCACCUGGCACCUGGGCAGGCCCGUCACCGACUCCCCGCACCACCACACCAACCUGGCAGACUCUCCAAAAAUUUUGCCAGACAUUCUGAGCAACAUCGGGAACACCCCCAUGGUCAGGAUCAACAAGAUUGGGAAGAACGCAGGCCUCAAGUGUGAGCUCUUGGCCAAGUGUGAGUUUUUCAAUGCGGGCGGGAGCGUGAAGGACCGCAUCAGCCUGCGGAUGGUCGAGGACGCUGAGCGAGACGGGACCCUGAAGCCCGGGGACACCAUCAUCGAGCCCACGUCCGGGAACACAGGGAUCGGGCUGGCGCUGGCUGCGGCCGUGAAGGGCUAUCGCUGCAUCAUCGUGAUGCCAGAGAAGAUGAGCACGGAGAAGGUGGACGUGCUGCGGGCCCUGGGGGCCGAGAUCGUGCGGACGCCCACCAACGCGAGGUUCGACUCCCCGGAGUCGCACGUGGGGGUGGCGUGGCGGCUGAAGAACGAAAUCCCCAAUUCUUGCAUCCUAGAUCAGUACCGCAAUGCCAGCAACCCCCUGACUCACUACGACACCACGGCCGAGGAGAUCCUGCAACAGUGUGAUGGGAAACUGGACAUGCUGGUAGCUUCGGCAGGCACGGGUGGCACCAUCACUGGCGUUGCCCGGAAGCUGAAGGAGAAGUGUCCCAGCUGCAGAAUCAUUGGGGUGGAUCCUGAGGGGUCCAUCCUCGCCGAGCCCGAGGAGCUGAACCAGACAGAGCAGACAGUCUACGAGGUGGAGGGCAUCGGCUACGACUUCAUCCCCACUGUGCUAGACCGGGCGGUGGUGGACAAGUGGUUCAAGAGCAAUGACGAGGAGUCCUUUGCCUUCGCCCGCAUGCUGAUCGCGCAGGAAGGGCUGCUGUGCGGCGGCAGUUCCGGCAGUGCCAUGGCCGUGGCCGUGAAGGCCGCCCAGGAGCUGCAGGAGGGUCAGCGCUGCGUGGUCAUCCUGCCCGACUCAGUGCGGAACUACAUGUCCAAGUUCCUGAGUGACAGGUGGAUGCUGCAGAAGGGCUUCAUGAAGGAGGAGGCGCUGUCCGUGAAGAGGCCCUGGUGGUGGCACCUGCGCAUCCAGGAGCUGAGCCUGUCGGCCCCACUGACGGUGCUGCCCACGGUCACCUGCGAGCACACCAUCGCCAUCCUCCGCGAGAAGGGCUUCGACCAGGCGCCCGUGGUUGAUGAAUCCGGGGCCAUCCUGGGGAUGGUGACCCUCGGCAACAUGCUGUCGUCUCUGCUUGCCGGGAAGGUGCGGCCGGCGGACCAGGUCUGCAGAGUCCUCUACAGGCAGUUCAAGCCGGUCCACCUGACAGACACGCUGGGCACGCUGUCGCACGUCCUGGAGAUAGACCACUUCGCCCUGGUGGUCCACAAGCAGAUCCAGUCACGGGACCAGGCCCAGGCAGGCGUGGUGGGGGCGCCUGCAGACCACAGCAACGGGGAGUCCAACGCACGGCAGAUGGUGUUUGGGGUCGUCACCGCCAUCGACCUGCUCAACUUCGUGGCAGCCCACGAGCAGAAUCGGAAGUGAAGCCUGCAGUGCUGAAUCCGACCCGGCUGCCCUCCAUGCAGCAGUCACCUGGGACGCUCAGGGUGGACCAGCAGGCUCUGUCUUCCUAACAUUUGGCUUCUAAAACAGAUCUGCCUGAAUCAGCUCCAAGGGGCUUUUUUAAAGGUUACUUCAAGAUGUUUCACUAAGGGUAUAUUUAGAGAGGAGUUAGAGUUGGGGGUAGUGGCCCAUGCCUGUAAUCUCAGCUACUGAGAAGGCUGAGGCAGGAGGAUUGCCAGUUCCAGGUCAGCCUGGACAACAUACUAAGACUUUGUCUCAAAGUAAAAAACAAAAAGGCUGCGGUGUAGCUCAGUGGUAGGGCACUUCUGAGUGUGAUCCCCGUAGCCCCCCAACCCCACAAGAAGAAGCUGGCCAGGUGGGGUAAACACACAUAGAGAUGAUCAGAGUGGGCAGAAAGCACCUCCACCUGAGAAGAUGCCAGAAAGGGGGAUGGCAGAAAGGGGGCUCCGUGCGGUGGAAUCAGUUUGGUCCCUGUCCUCAUGGGCUGUGCCAUUCCUGGGCCUGAGUAGGCAGAGCAGCUUCACAUUUUGAUUGUAACCCAGGUGAAAUCCAAUAAGCGAAAACUUACAAUAACACAGUUAAUAGUUCACUGGCGUUUAGCAUACAGAACACCACGUAGUCACACCGCUGUCAAGUUCCAAGAUGCUGUCACCCAGCUGAGCAGUCCUUUCCGCUGUCCUCCUGCUGCCCCGGCCUUGUUUCUCUCAGGCCUUCACUGAUGAGACAAGGCCCACCGCAGCAGCCCCUGACGCCUGCUAGCCUCACUCCCCACACCACUCUCUGCCCCUGGGUUUACCUGUUCUGGGCAGUUCCUAUAAAUGGAGUCACACAAUC
Molecule: messenger RNA, 2793 nt
Organism: Chinchilla lanigera (long-tailed chinchilla)
Lineage: Eukaryota; Metazoa; Chordata; Mammalia; Rodentia; Chinchillidae
Gene: Cbs
Product: cystathionine-beta-synthase
Exons: 18
Coding region: 262-1920 (552 amino acids)
Cellular component (GO): cytoplasm
Molecular function (GO): cysteine synthase activity; cystathionine beta-synthase activity
Source: RefSeq, a predicted model, not a curated record